This is a messenger RNA of Zeugodacus cucurbitae (melon fly), 1458 nucleotides long. RefSeq lists its product as uncharacterized. Bases 140 to 1297 code for a protein of 385 amino acids. The record is from RefSeq and is a predicted model, not a curated record. The transcript has 4 exons. Lineage: Eukaryota; Metazoa; Arthropoda; Insecta; Diptera; Tephritidae.
CGUUUUCUGCAACCUGCCAUUUGAAAUUUAUGCUUUUACAUGUUUAAUUGAAUAUACAUUUCGUUGCAUUAAUAUUAAACAUUAACAGUAUUCAAUAAAAUUAAAUAUUUAUAAAAAAGAGAGUGUUGAACGCUUCGCAAUGGCAACCGCCGAUAAACAUUUGGAAAGAAUUGCGAAAACUCUUCUAGUUGAAGAGGAGACAAGAAGCUAUUUGGAGAAGGAUUUCGAAAUAAUAAGGGCUUAUGUAAUAGACAUAUUGAAAAAAGAUCCAAUAAUCGGAAAAAUGUUCACAAAUACAAAAUAUUCUGCUUGUAGUUUUAAUUGCUCCGUGUUAUUGGAUCUGUCGCAGUUUAUAACACUUGGUGCAAUUAAAACCAAAUAUCCAUCGUUCAUUCGUUUAAUUCAACGUGGCCGAAAUAGAGUGGAUGGCAUGCAGAAACUGCCAUUCUUUAGUAGUGGUGAUAAUAUUGCUGGCGGUAUUAUAACCAAUAUCGUUAAAGGACUGCUGGAGCAGGGAUUACAUUUUAGUGGUUGUUUUGUGCGUGGUCACAUGGGCGAUAUUUACGAACUGGAUUUGUAUAAUGAAACUAAAAACUUAAAUAAUAACAAUAAUUAUGAUGGUAGGGACGGUGAAUGGCAAAAUAAUUAUAUCAUGCUGAGAGCGAGUAGCGGCGAAAUGACACUGAAUAUACGUUUACGUGUAUUAAUAAAAUUUUGCAGUAACGAUAGUCCCAAUGACUUGUUGCCACAACCGACGCACAAUUUAAAAAUGAUUUGGUUAGCCGCUGCUGAUUGUCGUUAUAUGGAAUACUUUACGUUGUGCGCACCAUUAACUGAACGUGAAUUGGCUGCAUCACCGAACAAUGUGAUUGCAAUGCGACUGUUAUGCUCACUGUUGGCUGCCAAUAAAAUAUAUGCAAUAAGGAAAAAUCACUUGGAAUCGAUUACUUAUGAAUUGAUAUAUGCGCGAGCAGCUAAAGGUGCAAACAAACCCAUGGAGAAUGUACUUGAUAUUAUAAUUGCAUGUUUACGACGCUUAGUAUACUAUUUCGAUCAAAAACGUUUUCCAUACUAUUGGGACACUAAAGAAAAUCUAUUGUCUCUUAUAAGAAAUCAAACACACAUAUUGUAUACACAAACACGUUUGCGGGUACUACUGACAAAUAUGAGCAACAUGCGACGAAAGCACGAAGUUACGUAUGAAGAGGUUGAAUCCUUUUUCGGUGUACACACUAAUGCAGAUGUAUGCAAUGUGGAUGAUUUUGGUGUUUACAGAUAUUUUUCUAAACGUUCGUAAUUGAUUACACGCUACGUUUACAUUACAUGUUAAAAUAUAAAUAGUUAACGUUCGAAUUUUGAUUCAUUUUGAUUUACAGUUUUACGUAAAAAUAUUCAUAAUUUUUCAUUAUUUAUGAAAUUCAUAAAACUCGUAAUUAAAUUAUCAAUUCAUGAAAUAUA